Molecule: messenger RNA, 3271 nt
Organism: Tetrahymena thermophila SB210
Lineage: Eukaryota; Ciliophora; Oligohymenophorea; Hymenostomatida; Tetrahymenidae
Product: WD domain, G-beta repeat protein
Exons: 10
Molecular function (GO): protein binding
Source: RefSeq, a predicted model, not a curated record
AACUCUUAAAAAGAGUUAGAUUGUUAUUUACAGCUAUUAUUUAAAAUCUAAUAUAAAAUCUAGAAUAUUUAAUAUAAAGUAGAAUAAAUUGUGCAAAAAUGAUAAGCAAGUCUGUGAGUAUGCAAUCUUCAAUCAAUAAAUCUUAUGCUUCUUAUUAAAAAAAUUAAGUGUUAACUAAAAAGAUGUCAAUGUACUAAAUAUAAAUGAAAUAGCAUUAUGAAGAGUUAGAAAAAAGAGCUUAAGAGAAUUAUAAAAAAGAUAGAGAAAUCGUAGACCAUUUAAAUGAUUGGAAAUAUUGUGAUCCAGAUAAUAAUCAAGAUGAGCUACCUAUGCCCUAUAGAUAUAUUGACGAGUUUAUUAAAGAUGAUAUUAUUAAACAAGUUCUUGUCAAAGUAGGAGAAAUUGAAAAAUAAAAGUUGGAUCCAAGUUAUGAUGGGUAGCUAAAAGCAAUUACACCAUCAGGAGAUAUAGAGUCUCUCAAAUCUGCCACUUUUAUUUCUGAGCCCAAAGGAAAUCCAUCAAAGCACAUAAUUAUAGGAGAUAAAUUUGGAAAUAUUUUCAUAUUUGAUUAAACCAAAAAGCAAAUAGUUUCUAAAUUCGAUUAGUUACCAAAAAAGAGAGUGAUACACAUCUCAAGUGUUCAUACAAAAUUAAUUGAAUCUCAUGUAGUUACUAUUGCAGUAGUCUAAAGGGCAGCGAAUAAAGUUUCAAUUCUUAGAUAUAUUGAUGGAGAAAAUACUUUAUAAUUAUAAUCUGUAGUAACUGUGUCUUAACAAUCUCAAACUAGUGGUUAAAAUGCUUCUUCUUAUGUAUAUGAGUCUGUAAUAAGUUUAAAUUCUACAUAUUUGGCUUUGCUUCAUUACAAUGGUAAUGUGUCAAUUUAUAAAAUUACAGAACCUCCUUUAGAAAAAAGAGAGGCUAUUAUAGAUGAAGAUUAGUCAUAUUUUUAAAGAGCGGAUGAUACUAUUUAAAGUUAGACUUCCUUAAGUAGAAACUAAUCACCAAGAUAUGAAAGGAAUAGCACACCAUAUAAAUUACCUGUUUUUAAUGCUAAAGAAUUACCAGACUUAAAACAACAUUAUCUGAUAGAAUUUAAAGGUAAGAAGAGAGAGAAAAAAUAUGAUGAAAUUAUGAAAGAAAUAUAAAAAGAUAAUGACGUUUUGAGAUCAUCACUUCUAGGAAUAUCUGUUGAAGAGAUGUAUGCCUAGAUUGCUAGCAAGCAGGCAAAUUCUUAAUAACAAUAAUAACAGUAGUCACAACCCCCUGCUGCUGCUGCUCCAAAUAACUAGAAAAAAGAUGCAAAGAAACCUCUGAGCAAAGAGGAAAUUAAAAAAGAAGAAGCUGCCAAAAUUGCAUAGCAACAGCAGUAGCAAUUACAGAAACCACCAGAUUUUUUAAAAAAUAAAGAAGUAAUUUUUGGAUAAGAUAACUUUGAUCAAUAAUACGGCGAUAUUUCAGAUGAUGUCAAUAAACCUUUUUAUCAACCAAAAAUAGUAUUUUUAAAAGAAAAAGUCACCUUUUCAAAUAAGGAUAAAUAAUUUAAUAAACCCUUCACACAAGAAAUAGUAACUGGUCUUAUAGUAACUUGGUACAACUCUAAAAAUUUCUAAUAUCAUGUAUUAAAUGAAACAACAUUUCAAAAUUUACCAGUUUAGCAAUAAUAUAAGUAUACUCAAAGUGAAAUUCGAUAACCAUCAUAACCUAGCUCUUUUAAACCUCACAUGACAAAUAACUACACAUUGAUUUAUGCAAUAACAUGUAUGGAUUUAUGUGAAAGUUAGAAAUAUACUGGCUUCGGAAUGAAAGAUGGCAAUAUAAUCAUUUGGGAUAAUGAAUUUUAAGUGGAAUCAAAAAGUUUAUAAAAUCAUAGUUCUAGCAUAACUUGCUUAGCUUUCUUUCAUGAAAAAUACUUAGUUUCAGGAUGCAAUAAUGGAUAUGUUUUGAUACAAUCUUUGGAAAAAGAAAAUUAAUAUUAAAUUUUAUCUAACACUUAUAAGGUACAAAAACAAAAUCCAAUUUUAAGCAUAUAAGUUAAUAAAUAUGGAUUAGUUUUAGCAAUAGAUUCUAAAAAAAAUGUAAGAAUGUACAAUAUACAUCUUAAAAAAAAAAUAGCAGCUUUACACCCUAAAAUUUCUUAUGAUAAAUUAGAUAGCAUUGAUGAGCAAAAUUAAAAUUAGUUAACUUGGUCUAUUAGUCCCUAUUUAAUUUUUCAUCUAUCGAAAGAUGGAGAUUAAAUUUAUAUUUUAAACGAAGAAGUAAAUUUACUUAAAUUAGAAAAUUUAGCUGAGAAAGAGAAAGAGUAAGUUUAAAAAAGCUAAAAAAAGGACGGAAAUAUUCAGAUAUUUAAAUUAGCUGAUAGCCUUUCUAAUGUUUAUGAAGGCGUAAGAAAUCUCUACAGAAACGGAGUUGAUAAAGAUAAAAUACUCUUUUAAUUUACAUAAAUGACAUAAGCUGAUUUAGAAAAUAAAGAAUAUUCAAUUGCAGGCUAAUAGUCAGUUUUAUAAAACCAAACGGUUGGAAGUUUAAAUAAAAAAUCGAUUCUUCUUCCGAGGUUUUCAAUUCACAAAAAGGCUACUACAACAUUAAAUUAAAGUUCUGUUUCUUAAACUAAUUUAAAGAUUUUACAAUAAAAUAUCAGCAGUAAUUUUAGUAGAGAUUUAAGUUCUUUAAAAACUCCUUUCCUUCCUAAUUUAAAUAAACUUAAAGAUUAACUUUCUAGCCCUAAAAGCGAUUAUUCUUCCAUAAACUCUGCUAGAAAAUCGAUAAACUUUAAAAUUACAUCUCAGCCUCAAGGACUCACUGAAUAAAAACUUCAUCCUGAAAAAUACUUAUGGAAAUCUUAAUAUACAGAAUCUUCAAGUUAUGACCCUAUAAACAACACCUUAAUUUAAGCAAGAGAAAGAGUUUCUAGAUAGCAUCUUUUAGAGGAAUCAUUAAAUAAAUCUAUUAUAGUUUUAGAGAAAAAUCUUAAAGCUAAAGAGGAUGAAAAAUAAGCCCGUAUUGAGUUAGAAAAAAAAAGACUUUUACAGCAAAGUAUAGACGAGAUAAAAUAAAAAAAAAAACAACAAACCACAAAAAAAAAUUGAAACUAACUAAAAAGCUACAAAAUAUAAUGUAAAUUUCAAUUUAUUAAAAUAAAUAAAACAUAAAUUAAAAAGUAAAUUAUUAUUAAAUAUCAUUAAUUGUUGUAUUUAAUAUUAAUAAAUUAUUUUUAAUUUAUCAAAUUUAAUUAAAUUUCAGAUUUUAUUGUCAAAUUUUAUGUUAAAAAAUA